Messenger RNA from Trichophyton benhamiae CBS 112371, 1386 nucleotides. RefSeq lists its product as uncharacterized. Gene Ontology annotation, cellular component: SAGA-type complex; nucleus. The record is from RefSeq and is a predicted model, not a curated record. Lineage: Eukaryota; Fungi; Ascomycota; Eurotiomycetes; Onygenales; Arthrodermataceae. The coding region runs from base 1 to 1386 and encodes 461 amino acids. The transcript has a single exon. Gene Ontology annotation, molecular function: transcription coactivator activity; chromatin binding. Gene Ontology annotation, biological process: chromatin remodeling; regulation of transcription by RNA polymerase II.
AUGUGUGUUCCUUGCUUUGCGCGUGGAGCAGCCACAAAAUCCCACGAUCCCCGAACCCACCCGUACUCUGUCGUUGAGCAGAAUUCUGUUCCGAUAUAUGAUCCGGACUGGGGUGCCGAUGAGGAACUCCUACUGUUAGAAGGAGCAGAAAUAUAUGGUCUUGGAUCAUGGGCUGACAUUGCAGAUCAUAUCGGAGGAUAUCGCACAAAAGACGAGGUCAGAGAUCAUUACAUCAAGACCUAUCUUGAAGGCUCCAAUUUCCCGCUUCCUGACUUGGCCGAUCCACAUGACAAGUCAUUACAAGAACAAAUACCUAAGGAGGAAUUCCAAGCACGGAAGAAACGGCGUAUUCAAGCUCGCAAAGAGGCUGCUAAGGCUGCACCUCCUGCAACACCAAAGCAAAAACCAACUGCUUCGGUGCCAGCCUGCCAUGAAGUCCAGGGCUAUAUGCCAGGUCGACUUGAAUUCGAGACCGAAUUUGCCAAUGAUGCGGAAGAGGCCGUACAGCACAUGCAAUUCGAACCUGGGAAUGGUCUCAAUGCGAAUGGUGAGAUGGAUCCUGAAAUGGAGCUUAAGAUGACUGUUAAGGAUAUCUAUAAUUCUCGGUUAACGGCGAGAACCGAACGAAAGAAGAUUGUAUUUGAACACAAUUUGCUUGAUUAUCGCAAGAAUGCUGCUCAAGAAAAGAAGCGAACGAAAGAGGAACGAGACCUUCUAAACAAGGCUAAGCCAUUUGCCCGAAUGAUGAACCACGAGGACUUUGAAGAAUUCACCAGAGGCUUGGAAUACGAACAUAAUCUUAGGCUUGCUAUUGCUCAGCUUCAAGAAUGGAGGACAAUGGGAAUUGGGGAUCUUAAGAGUGGCGAGAAGUAUGAACAGGAGAAAUUACAGAGAGCCCAACGCUCUGUACCCCAAGGUUCCUUUGACCGUUUCAGCACUGCCAGACCGAAGGCUCCGGCAGGGUCAGAGGGGCCAUCUGCUGCUUCCCAAUUAACAUUACCAGAACUCCCGCUUCGACUGCAACGGCCCGGGUCUUCCAAGGCCAACCCUUCGGAGCCGCCCCUUAACGAUUUUGACAAGGCGUUUGCAAACCCAAGCUUAGCCGGUACACCUGCACCCCAACCAGUGAAGACCAAAUAUACAGUUCCGCUCAUCACCGGGCUGGUUCCCUGGAAGUUUGAAAAUGAUAACUCACCAGACCUGCACUUGUUGACAAAGGAUGAAGCCGAGCUUUGCAACAUCUUACACCUAAACCCGAAGCCCUACCUGGCUAUUAAAGAACAUCUGCUUAAAGAAGCAAUGAAACAAGGCGGAAAUUUAAAGAAAAAGGACGUCAAAUCAAUGUGCAAGGUAGGGCUUACUUCAUUCACCUUGGUGUUUAUCUAA